AUGCCUCUCGCGAAGCUCCCUCGCGCCGCCGUGCGCUCCUUCGCGACCUCCAGUGCCCGUCUCGGUAGCUUGAGUGCGACUGCUCAGUCGAGAGCAGAGAAGAUUUCGCAGGAUAAGACGCAGACAUACAUUGACGUCUGCGAUCCGGCGACACAAACGGUCUUGACGAAAGUGCUGGAGACCACUUCGUCGGAGUUCGAGCAAGCCGUGGAGGCUGCGGGACAAGCUUUCAAGACCUGGAGUCGUACCAGUGUUCUCACUCGUCAGCGUUUUGUCACGGAUUUGCAGCAUCAGCUUCGGCAGAAUAACGAAGCCAUUGCGAAUAGCAUUGUCCUGGAGCAGGGCAAGACGUACGCAGAUGCACAGGGCGAUUUGCUUCGCGGUCUACAGGUCGUGGAGACCGCAUGCAAUAUACCAACAGCGCUUCUAGGAGACACGAGUGAAGUAUCCAAGGACAUGGACACGUAUGUGCGCCGUCUUCCCUUGGGCGUGUGCGCGAGCAUCGCGCCUUUCAACUUCCCUGCUAUGAUUCCCUUGUGGACAAUUCCUGUCGCGCUCGCGACAGGGAACACACUGGUCCUCAAGCCAUCAGAGCGCGAUCCGGGCGCUGCGAUGAUGAUUGCGGAGCUUUGCCAGAGGGCUGGCCUUCCUGCCGGAGUUUUGAACGUGGUUCAUGGCACGGUACCGACUGUGAACGCCAUUUGCGACCAUCCGAGCAUCAAGGCUGUCAGCUUUGUCGGCGGUGACAGGGCCGGGAAGCACAUUUAUGAACGUGGUCGUGCCACGGGCAAACGAGUGCAAGCCAACCUAGGAGCUAAGAACCAUGCUGUCCUCAUGCCCGACGCCAACAAAAACCACGCGUUGAACUCCAUCUUGGGAGCUGCGUUUGGAGCCGCGGGUCAGCGUUGCAUGGCUAUCUCGGUCGCUGUUUUGGUUGGAAAUGCACAAUCGUGGCUUCCUGAGCUCGUAGAGCGCGCCCAAAAACUGAAAGUCAUCAAGGCUUUGAGCAAGGGGCAGACCUGUAUUGGCCCUGUCAUCUCUCCGGCUGCUAAACAACCUGAAGAGGAGGGCGGGAUGAUUGUCCUCGAUGGUCGUGGCUAUGAUGUUCCCGGAUACCCAGACGGCAACUGGGUUGGUCCGACUAUAAUCGAGGCGAUCACUACGAUGCGCUGCUAUCGCGAGGAGAUAUUUGGCCCGGUGUUGAUUGUCAUCAGAGCCGACACUCUUGAUGACGCACUUGCGAUCGUGAACGAGAACAAGUACGGCAACGGCACGGCUAUCUUCACGCAGUCUGGUGCGACCGCGCGCAAGUAUGAGCGCGAGGUUGAGGUAGGCCAGGUCGGCAUUAACGUGCCCAUCCCUGUGCCCCUUCCUAUGUUCUCUUGGAGCGGCAACAAGGCUAGCUUCCUUGGAGACGUACCGUUCUACGGCAGAGGUGGAAUCGACUUCUACACGCAGAACAAGACGACGACUGCACUUUGGAAGGCCGAGGACGCUAUCGGCAACAAGGCCUCAGUCGACAUGCCUACCCACCAUUAG
This is a messenger RNA of Epithele typhae, 1539 nucleotides long. RefSeq names its product methylmalonate-semialdehyde dehydrogenase. Gene Ontology annotation, molecular function: methylmalonate-semialdehyde dehydrogenase (acylating, NAD+) activity; malonate-semialdehyde dehydrogenase (acetylating, [NAD(P)+]) activity. Gene Ontology annotation, biological process: thymine catabolic process; L-valine catabolic process. The transcript has 16 exons. Gene Ontology annotation, cellular component: mitochondrion. Bases 1 to 1539 code for a protein of 512 amino acids. Lineage: Eukaryota; Fungi; Basidiomycota; Agaricomycetes; Polyporales; Epitheliaceae. The record is from RefSeq and is a predicted model, not a curated record.